Aspergillus affinis is the source of this 1203-nucleotide messenger RNA. RefSeq lists its product as uncharacterized. The record is from RefSeq and is a predicted model, not a curated record. NCBI's taxonomy places the organism in Eukaryota, Fungi, Ascomycota, Eurotiomycetes, Eurotiales, Aspergillaceae. The transcript has a single exon. The coding region runs from base 1 to 1203 and encodes 400 amino acids.
AUGCCUCAGGGUAGCCGAAUUCCCAAUGCUACAACGCCAUCCGGACUCCCACGCUACGAAUUUCCUGAAGAAUCAUUGUGCCAUGAGCAUUAUGGUCUGAAUUUCCCCCCUGACACAGAAGCCCAUGCCGAAAGUCCAAGCGAAGCCGAUUCGGGAGUAUCAACAGCUGCAAACACACCUACCGAUGACAGUGAGAGCCAGGGAAGCCAAGGCACUCAGAGCACCCAGAGAUGUCUUCGGUUGGGUCGCUUCGAGGAUUAUCGCCGUCGUGCUACAAUGGGUGCACAUGAGGCUCAGCUUACUGCCGAGUUCCAGCAGGGCGGCGACUCCCCGACUUUCACUCCCGUGAGUCCAGUUAUGACAUAUUCUGAUGACCAGGCCGAGAAUCUGGAGCCACCUUUUUCUUCUCCCGUUGAUUCUGGGCAGCCCAAUACUGGUUUCUCGGGGCCUCUUAGCUCGUCCCCUGGUAUUUCUCGAAUUCCGGCCGUGGCAUCGGAUAUUAUAUUUCCUGAUGUUCCCUCUACUGAUCCCAAUACUGUUGACUUCGAACCUUUUGACUCGUCCCCUGGCGCUUAUUUUGCGGCCGAGGAAUCGAAUAUAAUAUUCCCUGGUGUUCUCUCUACUGAUCCCAACGCUGUUGACUCCGACCCUUUUGACUCGUCCCCUGGCGCCUAUUCUGCGGCCGAGGAAUCGAAUAUUUUCUUCUCCUCGAAUGGAGUUCCAAGCUUUGAUCAUAACCAGAUCUCCUCGAAUGGGUCACUGGCUUCUUCCCAUCACCAGCAGCCUAUGGUUCCUUUAAGUAUAUUUUCGCAUCCCAAUCCUAAUCCCGAACGCUUUGGCUACAACCCUUCUUUCGACCAACUUCCGGCACCCAUGUCUUCAAAUUACCCUUCCACGGGCUUUAUGAUGCCACCCAACAAUGUGCCAAAUGACCGCUUCCGGAGAUACGGCAUACGCCAGCCCCCAACCUACAAACCGCAGCCUAGAAAUGAAUAUGGACUGCUAUUCGGUGACCAAUCGACAGGCUGGUCUGCGACAAAUACGAAUCUACCACCAAUCAAUUGGCAGAGAGGAGGACAAGGCCAUCCGUCGGGCUAUAGUGGCCCGCCGGAUGAUUGGCAAGCGUAUUCCGGGCCUACAUGCACAUACACUCCCACCACUCCCAUUGGUUCUGGAUUUUACCCUCCAACUCCAGGUAUUUGA